Exserohilum turcica Et28A is the source of this 453-nucleotide messenger RNA. RefSeq lists its product as uncharacterized. The transcript has a single exon. Bases 30 to 383 code for a protein of 117 amino acids. Lineage: Eukaryota; Fungi; Ascomycota; Dothideomycetes; Pleosporales; Pleosporaceae. The record is from RefSeq and is a predicted model, not a curated record.
AACCAUUGUAUACACAUACCCACUUUACGAUGAAGCUUUCUAUAGCUAUAGCCGCAGCUAUAGCUAGCGUCGUGUCCGCCGCCGAUUACUGGUAUUUACUCCAUGUCGAGCCUUGUCAAAAUGUCAUAGUAGCCACCAAGGAAUUUAAACUCGCUCCCAACGAGAUGCGUAAUGUCGGAACUGUUUUAAAUAGAGCUGCCUGUAAAGUUCGCCUUGUCAGCGUAUCACCCGGCGUCAACCCAAACACUGUUUAUUGCAUGACCUACAGGGAUGGAAACAAUGCCGGUACACCUCUCUUCAAAGGUGGACAAAGUAUGGAGAAUGGGAAAACUGUUGUCUCGCCACCAUUUCGGGGCCUCUUCUGUGGUGGGGGGGAUCCCUGAAUCUAGUAGUUCGUGCCACUAUCAGAUUCUGGGGGAAAAGAGUUAUAGUAGUAGUACAAAUAACAAUCAG